This is a messenger RNA of Rhizophagus irregularis DAOM 181602=DAOM 197198, 1308 nucleotides long. RefSeq names its product 26S proteasome regulatory subunit rpn6. Gene Ontology annotation, cellular component: proteasome regulatory particle, lid subcomplex. The record is from RefSeq and is a predicted model, not a curated record. Gene Ontology annotation, molecular function: structural molecule activity; protein binding. Gene Ontology annotation, biological process: ubiquitin-dependent protein catabolic process. NCBI's taxonomy places the organism in Eukaryota, Fungi, Glomeromycota, Glomeromycetes, Glomerales, Glomeraceae.
AUGUCCUCACUUUCCUUGAAACAGGCGGAGGAGUUUGCAAAGACUUCUCCAGGUGAAGCUGAACAAAUAUAUAAGCAAAUUCUUGCGCAGAAUGCCGGAAACAACGAAAAUUUGAUCCGAGAUCAAGAACUUGCUUUGGUUAAACUUGGAGAACUAUAUCGGGAUUAUAGAAAACCAGACGAAUUAUCAAGUUUGAUACGUUCUUCUCGAUCUUUUAUGGCAUCAAUUGUGAGAGCUAAAACUGCUAAAAUCGUAAAGACCUUAAUUGAUCUGUUUUCUGAAAUACCUGAUACUCUACCACUCCAAAUCGAAAUUUGCAAAGAAACAAUUGAUUGGAGCGUACAAGAAAAACGAAUUUUUUUAAAACAAUCCUUGGAAACCCGUUUAGUAGCAUUAUAUCUUGAUAAUAAAAUGUAUCAUGAUGCUUUAAGUCUCAUCAAUUCACUUUUAAAAGAAUUGAAGCGUUUGGAUGAUAAAAUGGUGCUAGUGGAAGUUCAACUUUUGGAGAGCAGAGUUUGUCAUGCGUUAAGAAAUUUACCAAAAUCUAGAGCAGCUCUUACAUCAGCUAGAACAUCUGCGAAUGCUAUUUAUUGUCCACCUCUUCUUCAGGCUGCACUGGAUAUGCAGUCCGGAAUUUUACAUGCUGAGGAUAAGGACUAUAAAACAGCGUAUUCGUAUUUUUACGAAACUCUUGAAGGAUAUUCAUCACAAGAUGAUCCCAGAGCUAUCUCUGCUUUGAAGUAUAUGUUACUUUGUAAAAUCAUGUUAAAUUUGUCGGAAGAUGUUUAUGCCAUAAUCAAUGGUAAACUCGCUUUACGUUACGCUGGACGCGAAGUUGAUGCUAUGAAGGCUAUAGCAACAGCUCAUAAAAAUCGUUCGCUAAACGAAUUCGAAACCGCAUUGGCGAUUUACAAAGAUGAAUUGGGAAAUGAUCCAAUCAUUCGGUCACAUCUUGCUGCACUUUAUGACACUUUGCUUGAACAAAAUUUGGUACGCAUAAUAGAACCUUUCUCUAGGGUAGAAAUUUCCCAUGUUGCGGAAAUGGUCAAAUUACCCACCCCGCAAGUGGAGACAAAGUUGUCUCAAAUGAUAUUAGACAAAGUUUUUCAUGGAAUUCUGGAUCAAGGAGCAGGAUGUUUAAUUGUGUUUGACGAGCCAUCUCAAGAUUUAACAUAUGAAGCCGCAUUGGAAACCUUGAAACAAAUGGGAAAUGUUGUUGAAUCAUUAUAUGAAAAGGUAAUAUUAUCCUUUUUGGGUUGUAUACACAAUUUAAGUCCUGUAGCUGAUCCAUAUUUUUUUUUAUUCUAA